AUGUUGUUAAGCUUAACUCCAUCGUCGUCAUCAUCACGGUCAUUAUAUGGAGCACCAGCAGUACUAUAUUUGGCCCAAACGUUGUUGCUGCUCUUUACCCUGACGACAAUUGUGCCAACAACCAGAGCAACAGAUGAGAAAAUAAAUCUGCAACGCUAUUACCCGAUAGUAGCCGAGGAUCAAUUACUAAACAAUGAUAAACGUUUUCUACAAAUUAUGCAGGGCGGUGGUGGCAGUAAUGCAGCGGGUCUAAACAGUGCCAGCAUUUCCGCAACCGAUACCAGUUUAUGGCCGGAUAAACCAAAGAUCAAUGUCCAGCAAGAAAUUAAUAAAUUAAAUAUAACCUAUGUUUAUCAACCAUCAUGGCCAAAAUUGGAUGUCAAAUUGGGUUCGGUAACAGCUGUAAGUUUUGAUAAGGCCGGUAAUGUUGUAAUGUUUCAUCGGUGUGAUCGUGUUUGGGAUCAAGAUACAUUUACAAAUGGCAAUGUAUUUCGCCAUCGCAAUAAAGGACCCAUACGUGAUAGCACGGUCUUGGCACUGGAUAGAGAAACUGGAAAUUUGGCCUAUGAAUGGGGUAAAAAUUUAUUCUACAUGCCCCAUGGCCUUACCAUCGAUCACGAAGAUAAUGUCUGGGUAACCGAUGUUGCUUUACAUCAGGUCUUUAAAUUUGGUCCACGUGGCUCGGAUGAUAAACCACUCAUGAAAUUGGGUCAAGCAUUUACUCCGGGAUCAAACAAAACCACCUUUUGUAAACCCACUUCAGUGGCCGUUUUGGAAAAUGGUGAUUUCUUUGUCGCAGAUGGUUAUUGUAAUGCCCGCAUUAUAAAAUAUUCAAAAGAUGGCCAACGUAUAUUGUCAUGGGGACAAAAUGCAUUUUCCGGUAAAUCAUAUGAUGUAGCACCACAAUAUUUCUUUGCCAUACCACAUGCCCUAACGUUGGUGCCCGAACAAGAGCUAGUGUGUACAGCUGAUCGUGAAAAUGGCCGUAUUCAAUGUUUCUUCUGGUCCAAUGGUACAUUCCAUUCGCAAUAUCAUUCACAAUUGAUUGGUGAUCGUUUGUUUAGCAUGGAUUAUACACCAGCUCAAGGAGGACAAUUUGUUGUUGUAAAUGGUCCCACCGCUGAAUUUGGCGUUAAAACAGAACAAUACAAUGAAGUACGUGGCUAUAUUAUGGAUUUCAAGACAACAAAAGUUCUGGGAAAAUUUGGACCUAAUAACUUGGAAUUUUCCAAUCCACAUGAUGUCGCCGUCACCGUGGAUGGCAAUGAAAUAUAUGUUGCCGAAUUACAUCCAACACGUAUACACAAAUUCUUACAUAAAUCGCUGGUCAAAUCAAUAUCAUUAUCAGCCGCCAAACCUCGAGCAAACAUUGAAGGUGCAGAUGUUAAAAUUCAGGCAUCUGGAAAUUUAACAGUAGCAGCUGGUCUGACUGCUGAUGGUGGCAUGGCCGUGAUGAUGGCGACAGAUGAUGAUUCUUCGGCGUCGACGGGACAUCAUAAACCUGGAGCCACAGCUAUAUUGGUGGCCUCCCUGAUGUUACUCUUUGCUUUUCUAACAUUUGCCAUGGCAUUGCUGAUAGCCAGAAGGCGUCGAAGAGGUUGCAUGCCCUUUGGCAGCAAUAAUCGUCGUCACGCCUGGGAUUUUCCCGCCAAACCGGAUGGCUUCAAACUGGGCGGUCUACUGAUGGAACGUAACAAACGAAGUGGGUUUGAAAAACUCGAUCAAAACGACAGCGAUGAGGAUGAAUCGGAGACACAAACAAAUAGCCUUAGUAGUGCACAAUUUGCUUAGAAUUAGAA
Molecule: messenger RNA, 1799 nt
Organism: Musca vetustissima
Lineage: Eukaryota; Metazoa; Arthropoda; Insecta; Diptera; Muscidae
Gene: Pal1
Product: peptidyl-alpha-hydroxyglycine alpha-amidating lyase 1
Exons: 6
Coding region: 1-1791 (596 amino acids)
Biological process (GO): peptide metabolic process
Cellular component (GO): extracellular region; membrane
Molecular function (GO): protein binding; catalytic activity
Source: RefSeq, a predicted model, not a curated record